AUGGUGGAAACUUCUUCUUACGGCCAAGGCACUUUGCGCUAUUUCUUUUUCCAUGGAAAUCACGGCGAUGUUCCCCUUCCGCGCCAUCUGACCGUCGAGGCCAACGUUGUUGUCUUCAAUGGGAAAGGCGAAAUUUUAUUUGGUCAAAACUUCGAUAAAGGACCAUCGUGUUACGAAUUUCAGGGUGGGUUCUGCAGAAACGCAGAUGGCCAAGUCGAGGAUCCUUUACCGGCAAAGUCUUUCGUGGAAAAGAUCAUGAAAAAUAUUUCAGUGCCGUCGCUUAUCCUAGCGGAAGUUCCAAAAGCUAUUCUUGUUCUUGGAAGAAGUGAUAUUCGUCCUUGCACUGCUGGCGAUAGAGAGUACCUCUCUGUUAUGAUGAAGACAUUCGUCCCUCGAAUGUUACGCGUGAUGGCUCCGACAGCUAGUGAAUACCUCCCAGGUGAUGCUCAUAAUGUGUGCGUUGGGGUUGCCGAUCGUAUGGAAAUGCUCGAAGAUGAUCCUGACUACCAUACAUUCAUUGCGAUGUAUCGCGGCCGCUAUGUCCAGAAGCCAUUGCCGCGAAGAGCAGUGGUAGAGUUAUGCCUGCUGCAUGUCCUAAAAAUGCCAUUUGAGUUGAAUACCUCAAUCAAGAGUUCACUGAUUCGCUAUUGA
Penicillium waksmanii is the source of this 651-nucleotide messenger RNA. RefSeq lists its product as uncharacterized. Lineage: Eukaryota; Fungi; Ascomycota; Eurotiomycetes; Eurotiales; Aspergillaceae. Bases 1 to 651 code for a protein of 216 amino acids. The transcript has 3 exons. The record is from RefSeq and is a predicted model, not a curated record.